Sitodiplosis mosellana (orange wheat blossom midge) is the source of this 6279-nucleotide messenger RNA. RefSeq names its product vang-like protein 1 (gene Vang). The record is from RefSeq and is a predicted model, not a curated record. Gene Ontology annotation, cellular component: plasma membrane. Gene Ontology annotation, biological process: multicellular organism development; establishment of planar polarity; Wnt signaling pathway, planar cell polarity pathway. The coding region runs from base 1767 to 3464 and encodes 565 amino acids. NCBI's taxonomy places the organism in Eukaryota, Metazoa, Arthropoda, Insecta, Diptera, Cecidomyiidae. The transcript is spliced from 2 exons.
GACAAAGACGGCAACAACACAACGAAUAUACGUUCUUGCGUAGUCGCCGCUUGAUGCUUGAUUACAUCGUUGUGUAUCGUGUUUUUUAUUGUUGUUGUAUUUCUCUCUCUCUCUCUCUCUUUUUCGGUAUUUCUUUGCCCGUUGCUGACUUUAUUUUUCUUCAUCACCUUUCUUUUCGCUCAAUUCAAUUUUAUGAGCAUGUUGAACAUGCCGUGUUCGUUCGGUUUUCGUCUUCGUCGUCGUGUUUGACUAUUAGCAAUUUUUUUUAUUCUGCUGCUCAAAAUCAAAACCCAACCAGAAUACACAACAUUCAAAAGAAGUUCGAUGGUGCGUGUUUUUUUUUCUCGCUCUCUCGUCGUUCGUUCGUUCAUCUCUUCAUCGCUUUGUGAUUUAAUUUCGUUUCGAUGGGGCUUUGGCAGUUGUUCUAAACCCAUCACAUCAUCAUUCGCUUCGGUAGCAUUGUGCUUGAAUAACAAUAGUUUGCUCGGAUUUGCAGUGCAUUUAGUGAAUUGUUUGACGAUGAUUUUUACGUGUUAAAAAUGCUCUUGCUCGUUCGUUCAAACCAGCAACAACCGAAAUCAAUACCAAGCCAAAUGGCAUCAACAAAAGUGUGCAUCAGAAAAUAGAAAGAGCAAAGAGAAGAAAAAAAAAACAGCAGCAGAAUGAAGUAGUAACUGAAUUAAAACUUACACUUGAUCGUCGAAACGGUACUUUGAUUUAGUUCUUUCUAUUGUUUUGCAACUCUUGUGGUGCACAGUGCAUAUAGACAGUGUUCAUUGUUUGUGUACGGUUUGAAAGAAGUGCAAUUGAAAAACACCGCAUUCGGUCGUAUCGAACAACCAAGACAGAAUUAGACACAAAAAUUCCCACUUAAUUCAUCAUUGUAAUCAUUCUGCCAGCGACAGAAAAACACUAAAACCUUGGAAUUGAACUGUAGAAGAAAAGCAAAAAAAAGAGACUUCGUUACGUGAAUUUCAUACUUCGUGCGCCCUGUCCGCAGGUUAUGUUGCUUCUUUGCAAGAAAUCUACUCUAUUCCAAAAGCCAUUCGUUGUUGUUUUUUGCUAAUUGGAGGUAGCAGUUUGGUGUGGCAUUUUCUGUUCACUCUUCUUGAUAUAUGCAACGAACGAAACCCAAUGUGAAUCAUUCUUCAUUUUUUUUUUCGGUGCAUGUGUGCAUUAAAAAUAUAUAACAGCGAAUUAAAAAAAAAACGAAGCGAGCGAUGUGCGAUGAAUGAAUAUUUUAUGAUAUGAACGUAUGCGUGCCUUCGUUUUUGAUGAGUACAACGCUUCGUGCAAUUCACCGUAUUCUUAUAGUGGCCCUCUCUCAGUGCAUAUGAAUACAUGUGAAUAAAAACAAGAACAGUGAACGUACAUAAAAUUAAGUGUUCGGCCUGCGUAUGUAUGUAUCAGCGAAGAAAUGUAUUCACCAAUUUCUGCAGAAUAAACAAUAAAACGUGUGACGGCGCUACAGAACGAGUGCUUAGAAUGUGAGUUGGAUACAAUUUAUAUAUAUUGGUGCAUUGAUUAAAUUAAAAUCUAUAUACACACUACGACGUAACGAGGAAAAAAAAAAGACAGAGAAACCCGGAUCGUUAAUCAUUUUGUAAAGUGUGUGCAUUUUGUGUGUGUGUGAAAAAAAAGGGGGUUUGCAACUGGCUUAGCCAACAUAGUUGUAAAACGGAGAUUAGGCAUCGACCAAAGAUCAAUGACGACGUUCACAAAGCAGCCACAUUCGUUCCCACAAGUUACUAAACGAGCACAAUAUUAUGGAGUCGGAAUCAACUAAAUCGGAACCAGGUUCGAGAUCAAGACGUAGUCGCGGCGUUCAUAAUUCCACACUAAACAAUAGUACUGGUGUACCGUUGCAUCAUCGGUCCGGUGAUCGGAGUCGACAUUCACAUCGCAGUGGAUCAUCGCAUAAGAAUCGAAAACCCGAUAUGGCGCCAUUCCAAACGACAGUGAAUUUGGACGAAAAUGGUCGCGAAGGCCAGGAAAUAAUUGAGGUACAAAUUUUACCGCAAGAUGAAAAUUGGGGCGAAAAUACAACGGCCAUCACUGGUAACACAUCCGAUCAGAGUCUUUCGAUGGAAGAUGUCAGCAAUUGGCAAUCACAAACGAAAUCAAAUGGCCUGGGUAUGGUGUGUCAGCGUUACAUCGAAACGACAUUUUCGCUAAUGUUGUACAUGGCCGCAUUUGUCAGUCCAUUGGCAAUGGUUAUGAUGCCAAAAUUAGGAUUUUUCACGGCCGCCUUUGAAAAUCCUGAAAUUACACAAAUCGCCCGUACACAUUUACUAGCUUGUAAUGCCGAAUGUAAAGGUUUACUUGUAUCGCUGGCAGCUCGCAUGAUUUUGCUGGCGCUUGGCGUUUGGGCCGUAUUUUUACGAACACCAGCCGCAACAAUGCCGCGAAUAUUUUUGUUCCGUGCCACGGUAAUGCUGCUGGUGCUCAUCUCUACAUUUGCCUACUGGCUCUUUUAUAUUGUUCAAGUCACUGAAGGUACCAAAGCUAUUGUUGAGGGCUCCGAGGCCUCCGACUAUAAAUCACUGGUUUCGUAUGCAACCAAUUUUGCUGACACACUGCUAUUUAUCCACUAUGUUGGUGUUGUUCUAAUGGAAUUGAGACAUUUACAGCCCACGUAUUACAUUAAGGUGGUGCGUAGCCCGGAUGGUGAGAGUCGAGCCUAUGCCAUUGGUCAAUUGAGCAUACAACGUGCGGCCGUUUUUGUGCUACAACAUUAUUAUACCGAAUUUCCCAUUUACAAUCCAUACUUGGAUCGAUUGCCCAUUUCAAAGUCGCAAAAGAAAACGACGGUGAGCAGUUUCAAGUACUAUGAAGUCGAUGGUGUGAAUGUAUCGCAGCAACAAAGCCAAAGUCGUGCCGUUUUGGCAGCUCAUGCACGUCGUCGUGAUUCAUCGCACAAUGAACGAUUCUACGAAGAGCAUGAAUACGAACGACGUGUGAAAAAGCGACGAGCACGUCUUAUUACCGCCGCCGAAGAGGCGUUCACACAUAUUCGGCGUGUACAAAAUGAACCGGCACCGGCCAUUCCACUUGAUUCACACGAAGCCGCACAGGCCGUAUUCCCAUCCAUGGCACGGGCAUUGCAAAAGUAUCUUCGUGUUACACGCCAACAGCCACGGCACACGGUCGAAGCGAUUCUACGUCAUUUGGCCCAUUGUCUCAAGCAUGAUAUGUCACCGCGUGCAUUUUUGGAACCAUAUCUCGUCGAAUCACCAUUACUGCAAAACGAAAAGGAACGCCGUAGCGUACAAUCGUGGUCUCUGGUGUGCGAUGAACUAUUGUCGCGUCCCAUCUCAAAUAACAGUGUAUUUCAAUUAGUCCAGAAUGACAUAUCGCUACUGGUCACUGUCUAUAAAUUGCCACAUUUCAAUUUAAGCGAAGAAGUGGUCGAUCCAAAAAGCAAUAAGUUUGUGCUGCGAUUGAACUCGGAGACGAGCGUGUGACAACAAAGUUCACCAAGGCAAUUUAUAUUGUCAUUGUGAUUUCGCUAUUUACUAAAUAACAACAACAACGAAACUGAAGAAGAGAGAACGAAAAUUACCAUCAAAAUGAAAGUGUUUUUGUUUGUGUGGCAUAUCCAUGCGUUCAAAUGAUAAUAAAGUCUGAUUUCGACAGUUAGAUACCAAAAAAGAGAAGAAGGAAUUGUAACAUUUUUUUCCUGCCUUUUUUUUCUUCUUUAGUUUCACUUUUUCACAAGUUAAUUUUCGUUUCUUUUUUUGAAUGACUUUUAUUACCGACUCGAUCUCAUGUGCGCUCGCGCGCGCGCUCACACAAACACAAGCCCAAGCCCAAGCCCAAGCACACGCACACACAAAAGUCAUUUGCUGCUCGUAAUUCAGAGAAAAUGGGAUGCCACACGAAAUGGUACAAAUUAAAACCAGAAACAUACCUGAAAUCAGUUUGCAAUGAUAUUAUGUGUAGACGAGAGGAGAGAGAUAGAGAGAGCAUUGAUCAUGGUGUCGGAAUCAUUUCGAGCAGAAAGAUAGGAAAGAAGUGUAAUGCAUUAAUGCUGCCACACUCUGUCAAGAUUGUGUUUGUGCAUUCAAGUAGAAAUGCAAUCUGGUUAAAAGCCACCGAAAUGCAAUCAAAUGGAUUUUUCCAAUUGUUUCAGUUUCAUCAUUCGGCUUAGUGGAUUUCAUUACAGUGCUGUUGUUGCUUUUUUUCCUCAUUUUUUUUUUCUUUGUAACAAAGAGAAAUGGCGGAAAGAAGAGAAGAAAAAAAAAAGCCAGCCAACUAGCAAACAAAUUGUGAGCAAGCUCUAACCGACACUGAAGCGUACCGCUCAUGCUCACGGCUAAUUGGAGAUAGAGAUGAAAACAAAAAAUCUACGCGCCGAUAGUAUUAUUAUAACUCACAUGAUUAUGUGCUGCGGUUAAGCGGUUGUUUCGUUUCGCGCGCAAUUCCAACCGCAAAGAAUGCAAAAUCGUUUCUUUCCUCGUCGUCGUCGUCGUCGUCGUUUUCAUAUGCAUUCUGUCAGAUUCAAUUACGUAGAUCGGGCUAAUUAUAAAAAAAAGCAGAUUGACUGAAAUCAAAGACGUGCGGUGCAAUGCACUUUUAGUCGGCACAAAUCGAUUGACGCAAAAACACAACCAAAUGCUCGACCACUUUAAAAUGCUUGACCACUUUAACGCCUAUUUAAAAUGAUUCCGGUGCCACUGCUCAAUUCAAACACAUUUUUAUGUGUCGCAGUUUAAACUCUUAUCAGACAUGACCAAAAAUAAAAUUCUGUCUUUUUAUGAUAAUGUAUUCCCCAGCGACAAAAUUAAAUUUUAGACUAAGUUUUUGAUAUUAGCAUCAAUAAAAGGAAACAUAAAUACUUCGACCCGACAUAACGGAAAAUUUACUAUACAAACUUUUGGAGAAAGAAAUGUGAUGAAUCUUCAUCCAAUAUUUAUACAUUUGGUUUACCGUACCCACAACACUUUCGAAGAGGAAGUGUGAAUAGAACAGAGAACUUGUGUACAAUGUUUACAAUUAUAGUGAGAGGUCGAUUUUAGUGUAUAAGACAAUUGAAGAUAUUCUAAAUUUUCACUCUUAUUGUAUAAGAUUGCAGAAGUAUCCUAUCGCAUGCAACAAUAGAUAUUUCAUUUUGCGGUGUAUGACAAAACUCAAAGUCGAUUAGUUUAGUAGAAAACGGAAAUACAUAUGAAGAAAUGCUAGUUGUUAAGACAAAAAUAUUGUAAUGAACUAAUAACAGUCGGUAGACAUAGGUGAGCACAUACAUACACAAACUCGUAGAAGACAAUUAACAAAAAGCAUAUCAUAAGAAAUGACGACCGAAAUACAUGAUGACUAAAUUAACUCGAUGAAAUGAGCUUAGAGCCACAUUUUAUCGCCACAUAGCAAACGCACACUUUUUUCUUGGAUUGAAAAUUACAGAUAGAGACAAAACAAAAAGUGCACCAAAUUUAUUUAUACUAUGUAUUUAUUUUGGAACUGUUUAUAUUUGAAUUGUAUUUAUUUUGAAGUAUUUUUUUUUUUCGUCGUCGUGAAGAUUUUUUAUUGUGGCUGAUCAUGAACAGCAUUAGAAUAUUUAUUUAAAAACAGAGAGAUGAUGAGAUUUUAUUUUGAAACUGAAACAAACAAACCGAUCGACCAACUCCAUGGAACAAUAAGCAAAUUAGCUGUGAAUUUGAUUCGAUAAUCAGAACAAUUCAAUCGUCAAUAAGUUUAUAUAUCAAAAGCAUACACAAAAACAUAUCUCUUGCCAUUUGUAAAUGCCUUCAGAUUUUAAGUAGCAAUAUUCAUACGAGAGACUGAUUUAAAUGGCGAUUUUCCAACUUGGGAAUUAAGCUAUUUUCUAUAUCUCUCUCACUUUCAGCAAGCAAAACAAAAACUAUAAAAAUCAAAUGUACUAAUCAACUAGCCUUAAAUACACAAAUGCACAACGAAUUGCACCAGCCAGCGAAUCAUAUUUUUGUAGCUGAAAUCCAUCCAAUGCUAUAAUCUAUGCUCUUGGAAAAGAGCCAAGAAAUAGAGACUAUUCAUUUUUAAUGGUUUUAACUCCAUUUUUUCUGUUUGUUCAAUCAUUUUUUUCUCUCUCUCUCUCUUGUGAAAAAUAUAGGCAAUAAGUUGAACAUAUUUCAUAAGCCAAUUUUAAAAUUUGGAAUCGAAAAGAGAAAAUAAAAUCUAAUAACUAUUAUAUGAAUUGAAACAAAUAAUUUGUAAGAGUUUACUCAACUGAAAAAAAACCUAUGUGACUAAUUGUGAAGAGAGUGAAAAUAAAUAAUAUAUAUUAAAACAUAUAUGAACGAUCUA